Messenger RNA from Balaenoptera acutorostrata (minke whale), 651 nucleotides. RefSeq names its product sodium/potassium transporting ATPase interacting 3 (gene NKAIN3). Lineage: Eukaryota; Metazoa; Chordata; Mammalia; Artiodactyla; Balaenopteridae. The record is from RefSeq and is a predicted model, not a curated record. Gene Ontology annotation, biological process: regulation of sodium ion transport.
AUGCUUGAAACGUGUAAGAUUUGUGUCCAAAUACAGCAGCUCUCAGCAUUAGAGAGGCAGAUCUUUGACUUCCUCGGCUUCCAAUGGGCGCCCAUCCUUGGAAAUUUUCUACAUAUAAUAGUCGUCAUAUUGGGUUUGUUUGGAACCAUUCAGUACAGACCUCGAUAUAUCGUGGUGUAUACAGUAUGGACUGCCCUCUGGGUCACCUGGAAUGUGUUCAUUAUCUGCUUCUAUUUGGAAGUAGGUGGGCUCUCUAAGGAUACAGAUCUAAUGACAUUCAACAUCUCUGUACACCGGUCGUGGUGGCGGGAACACGGUCCUGGCUGUGUCCGAAGAGUGCUGCCCCCGUCAGCCCACGGCAUGAUGGACGAUUACACGUAUGUCUCCGUCACCGGCUGCAUCGUCGACUUCCAGUACCUGGAGGUCAUCCACAGUGCCGUCCAAAUACUACUCUCUUUGGUUGGUUUUGUGUAUGCCUGUUAUGUGAUCAGUAUUUUCAUGGAAGAAGAGGACACCUUUGAUUUCAUAGGUGGACUUGACGCACACUCCUACUACCAGGAUCAUGUUGAGUUAAAGCCUGUUCAUCUGUAAGUAAAGGUCGAAAUAAGUAAUGACGCUGACUCUGAAAUGCGGCUGCUGAACUUGACUUAG